AUGGCGUUUUUCUCUGCCGUGCCUUUUCGUGUCGCCUGUGCGGCUGGUGCAGUCGCGCAGAGACGACGACCCGAGGUAGAUGAUGCAUUUGAAGAGUUGACGGAAGAAGAGUUCCGGCAGUAUUUUCGUCUGUCCAAACGAACAGUUUGCAACGCGGAACUUCGCAUUCUUGUUGUGGACCCCCGGUUCCCUGGUUCGUGCCACGACUCUUGGGUGUGGCAGCGUAACCCACUGCAUGCACACCUAGCCGCACAACUGCAGCCUGGCGAGUAUCUGCUUGGAGACUCAGGAUAUCCUCUCGAGCCAUGGCUGCUUGUUCCAGUACCUGGCAGCCAUGCCGGCACCAGCUCUGAAGGCCACUACAACCAGGAGCACGCAUCCAUGCGCAAUGUUGUGGAGAGAUGUAUCGGGGUGUUGAAAAGCAAGUUCCGCUGCUUGCAGCGCUUUCGGACACUGCUGUACAGCCCCGAUAGAGCAGCGCGAAUCAUUUAUGCAUGCGUUGCUCUCCAUAACAUUGCCUUGGAGGCGGGCGACUGGACAUUGGAGGAUUAUGGUGGGGAAGUGCCACCAGCUGAGGAGCCAGAGGAGCCAGGAGACAUCCAGGUGCUGGCACCACAAGACGUGUUCCUCAGAGGAAGGCAGCAGCGCAGCGCAGUUGUCAACCUUUUCUGAAGGACACAGGAAUGGUGAGUUUUCAUAAUACAUAAUUUAUUUAUACAAAGUGCAGUGCCCUUAGGCUAUCACAGGGGUGUGUUUGUACAGCGGAAAAUACAUUUAAAAAUUUGUAUACACGACAAGUGCACCUCCAUACGAAUGGUCAGUGUUCCCAAUCCACACAUCCGACAGAUGAUAAUUUAAACACAAACGAAGUACACUUCGUUUCGCCAAAGACUUGAAAAAUUAUAGACCGAUCAGCUUACUGUCCGUUGCCUACAAAGUAUUUACUAAGGUAAUUGCAAAUAGAAUCAGGAACACCUUAGACUUCCGUCAACCAAAGGACCAGGCAGGAUUCUGUAAAGGCUACUCAACAAUAGACCAUAUUCACACUAUCAAUCAGGUGAUAGAGAAAUGUGCGGAAUAUAACCAACCAUUAUAUAUAGCUUUCAUUGAUUACGAGAAAGCGUUUGAUUCAGUCGAAACCUCAGCAGUCAUGGAGGCAUUGCGGAAUCAGGGUGUAGACGAGCCGUAUGUAAAAAUACUGAAAAAUAUCUAUAGCGGCUCCACAGCCACUGUAGUCCUCCAUAAAGAAAGCAACAAAAUCCCAAUAAAGA
Molecule: messenger RNA, 1271 nt
Organism: Dermacentor andersoni
Lineage: Eukaryota; Metazoa; Arthropoda; Arachnida; Ixodida; Ixodidae
Source: RefSeq, a predicted model, not a curated record